Tympanuchus pallidicinctus (lesser prairie-chicken) is the source of this 1723-nucleotide messenger RNA. RefSeq names its product radical S-adenosyl methionine domain containing 1 (gene RSAD1). Gene Ontology annotation, molecular function: 4 iron, 4 sulfur cluster binding; coproporphyrinogen oxidase activity. The record is from RefSeq and is a predicted model, not a curated record. Gene Ontology annotation, biological process: porphyrin-containing compound biosynthetic process. The transcript has 7 exons. Lineage: Eukaryota; Metazoa; Chordata; Aves; Galliformes; Phasianidae. Bases 1 to 1473 code for a protein of 490 amino acids. Gene Ontology annotation, cellular component: cytoplasm.
AUGGCGGUGCGGGGCCUCCGUGCGGCGCUCGGGGCGGUGCGGCCACGCGGGAGGGGCUGCGCUGCGGGACUGAGAUCGGCCUCGAAGCCCUCCGAGCCCGGCCCUGAACCGGCGGGGCCCGUGACAGCGGCUCUCUACGUGCACUGGCCCUACUGCCGCAAGCACUGCUCCUACUGUAGCUUCAACAAGUACGUGGUGCCGGCUGUGGACGAGGCGGCCGUGCGUGCCUGUCUGGUGCGGGAGACGCAAACCCUGCUGCGCCUUGGCCAUGUGCAGAGCGUCACCUCCGUCUUCUUCGGUGGGGGCACCCCCAGCCUGGCCGCCCCGCACACCAUCGCCGCCGUGCUGGAGGCGGCUGCGGAGGUCGCUCAUUUCCCUGCUGGAGCCGAGGUGACGCUGGAGGCCAACCCCGGCUCCGCUGACCCCGCGCGCCUCGCUGGCUUCAGGGCGGCCGGCGUCAACCGCCUGUCCCUGGGCGUCCAGUCCCUGGACGACGCUGAGCUGCGGCUGCUGGGCCGGGAGCACACGGCGGCGGAGGCGCGGGCGGCGGCGGAGGCGGCACGGAAGCUCUUUCCUGGCCGCGUCUCCUUCGACCUCAUCUUUGGGCUGCCGGGGCAGAGCCGCGAGGCCUGGGCACGCGGCCUGGAGGCGGCGCUGGGGCUGUGUGACGACCACUUGGCCCUGUACCAGCUGACUCUGGAGCGGGGCACGGCGCUGGAGGCCCAGGUGCGGCGGGGGGUCCUGCCUGAGGCCCCCGAGGAGCUGCUGGCCGAUUUGUACCUGAGCGCCCGCGCCACGCUGGCGGCCGCCGGCUUCCACCAGUACGAGGUCUCCAAUUUUGCCAGGAAGGGCGCCCGCAGCACCCACAACCUCUCCUACUGGCGGGCCGAGCAGUACGUGGGCGUGGGGCCGGGGGCGCACGGCCGCUUCGUGCCGUGGGGAGAGGGCGGCCGCCUGCGCGAGGCACGCGUGCAGACGCCGCACCCUGACACGUGGAUGCGGGAGGUGCGGAGCUGCGGGCACGGCACCCGGCGGCGGGCGGCGCUGAGCCCGCUGGAGCUGCUGCAGGAGGUGCUGGCGCUGGGGCUGCGCACGGACGAGGGCGUCACGCAGCAGGUGAGCGCCUGCCGGCCGCGGGCACCUCGCCGAGGAGCCGCCGCUGACCGCCGAUCCCUCGCAGCGCUGGGGGCUCUUCUCCCCCCGCCUGAGCCUGGAGGCCGCGUUCGGGGCGUCGGGGGAGGCGAGAGAACUGCAGGAGCGGGGCUGGCUGCGGCUGAAUGGGCGGUGAGUACCGGGACGGCGGUGCGGGCUCGGUGCGGGGCGGUGCUCAGGCGCUGCCUUUACAGGGCGCUGCGCUGCACGCCCGCCGGGCUGCCCCUGCUGGACUCGCUGCUGCCCGUGCUGCUGUACCAACUGCGGCGUCGCUGGAACGCGGUGGAGGAGGAGGACGGCGGGGGACGGGGAUCGUGCUGAGGCCUCGCCGCGGCUGCGGGCAAGAAACGCCGUGAAACGCCGAUUGUGGGGCCGAGGGAACGGCGGAGCGCGCGGCGCGGCCCGGGUGCCGGAUGUUGCCGUCGUAGCUGCUGAAGAGUCAGAUAAUCUCAGUACCACCUCAUCGGGUUCGGACAGACACCAGAGCCGAGGGUCACAGAGCAACUUGCUUCGUUGAACACGUAGGGCAUAAAAUAGCAAUGAAGGCUACAACGAUGUAACCGUCCACAAA